AUGAUGGAGCCCGGCGACACCAAGAGUCUGCAGCGGAGUGACAGCGAAGAAAGUGGGCGGGGCCUCAAGGUUCUCCCGGUUCCCCGACGGCCCGUCAUCACCAACAUCACCUGCGACUCCUUCAACAUCAGCUGGGAGAUGGAGGGGGGGGGCAACAUCACUCACUACUUCAUCGACCUGAACAAGAAGGAGGAACCCAAGGAGAACCACUUCAAACACAAGGACGUCCCCACUAAGCUGGUGGCGCGGGCGGUUCCUCUGCCGAUGACGGUGCGCGGCCACUGGUUCCUGAGCCCCCGCACGCAGUACAGCGUGUCGGUGCAGACGGCCAGCAAGCAGCCGGACGGAGAGUACAGUGUCUCCAUCUGGAGCGAGAGCAGCCACUUCUGCACCGCAGGUCCCUGAACGCACCUCCGGGUCCCUGAACA
Molecule: messenger RNA, 428 nt
Organism: Gymnodraco acuticeps
Lineage: Eukaryota; Metazoa; Chordata; Actinopteri; Perciformes; Bathydraconidae
Product: phytanoyl-CoA hydroxylase interacting protein-like
Exons: 3
Coding region: 1-405 (134 amino acids)
Cellular component (GO): cytoplasm
Molecular function (GO): protein binding
Source: RefSeq, a predicted model, not a curated record